Molecule: messenger RNA, 3608 nt
Organism: Dunckerocampus dactyliophorus (ringed pipefish)
Lineage: Eukaryota; Metazoa; Chordata; Actinopteri; Syngnathiformes; Syngnathidae
Gene: zc3h7a
Product: zinc finger CCCH-type containing 7A
Exons: 23
Coding region: 187-3144 (985 amino acids)
Biological process (GO): miRNA processing
Molecular function (GO): metal ion binding; protein binding; miRNA binding
Source: RefSeq, a predicted model, not a curated record
GGGAAGAAGAAGUAGCUCAGGGCAGCCAUUGCAGAAACUGCACAUUUAGCCUAAUUAUUGUUGUAGCUAAAUUAAAAAAAAUCACUUUCCCCACCCCCCUUCGGUGGCAACAGACUUCGGGGUUUGUUUGGCUUGCAGACCAAUUCAUGCAGUGACAGCCAGCAGUGGAUUCAAGAGAACACUGUCAUGUCUGGAGUGCGUCUGGACAGGAAGAGUCGCUGGCAGGAGAUCCAAAAAGGUCUACAGUUUAUUCAAUCAACCCUACCGUUUCCUGGAAGUCAGGAUAAAUAUGAAGUGUUUGUUAAGGAUCUAGUUUGGAAUCUUUUUGGGGAAGGAAACGACGUGUUUAAAGAAGGGGAAUGGACAAAAUCCAUUGAGAUGUACACAGAAGCCUUGAGUAUCGCCGACUACGCCGACUCUGAGGACAUCUGCGUGGCCAAGGGUUUACUGGAGAAGCUUUAUGCGAAUCGAGCUGCCGCAUACUUAAGCAUUGUCCCGGGACUAUAUGACCAAGCAUUAGAAGACUGUGAAAAGGCCCUGGAGCUGAAUGAUGGCAACCACAAAGCGUUGUACAGAAAAGCAAAGUCUCUAAAGGAAAUGGGAAGACAUCAAGAAGCCUAUGAUGCUGUGGCCAAAUGCUCUCUAGCUGUGCCUCAGGAUCCCAGUGUUAUACAGCUGACUCAGGACCUUGCCAAAGUUUUAGGAUUGAAAAUCCGUAAAGCUUAUGUCAGGAGUAAGCCGGCCUUGAAUGUUUUGCGCGGAUCGAGUUACCAGGAUGCCGCUUGUGAUAAGGCAUCCCUGAACUCCUCCUCAGUUGAAGACAUAGAAAUUGAAGUGCCUCCAUUGAUCCCAGAAAGCAGUGUUGUUGUGCCUGGUCCCAUCCAACUUCCGGUGGCUGUGCUGCCGCCACUGAAUGACACAGCAGCAGAUGAGCUUCCACUCACCAACAAUAAGCCCCGUACGACCCCUUCAGAGCCUCCGGGCUUUGAGUCACGCUCCAAGUCUGUACCCUUGUCCGCCCCCCUCUCCGUCCCAAUGUUUUUGAACGGCUGCCGGACUAGUAAGCCCCACUCACUGCUCGACGCCAGCCAAGACUUUGAGGCGGACAUCAUUGGGGACGACCUGGAUGACCUGCUGGACCAAGCUGGCCCCAACACAGCCAUGGUCAUACCAACAGUGAAGGGCCCCCUUCCUUUGCCAACCAGUAUCGCCUCAGCCAGCUCCAUGUCAAAUUCAUUGCUUAUGCUGCCUCACAUCAACCCCUUCCUGCACUCCAGCACCCAACAGUGCACUGUCAAUCUGCCCCCGCUCUAUCACCAGUCAGGGUCCAGUUCCUAUUUCGGGAUGAACACUUUUGACACCCUACCCCAAACCAUGGACUCCCUGGAUAGCCUCUCCAUAUCCGACUUUAAAACAGAUUUUUCUUCAAGUCCUUUCAUGCCACAGAUUAACAACACUGAAAGUCCGAUGGGAAUGGCGGUGGGAAUGCCAGAGGUGAAGGCCCCUCCUGCCACCGUGGACUUGGGAAAGAACCCGUUGCAAAAGCAUGAAUUCAAACAGGCGUGUUCAGUCUGUUACGUCAAAACAGGUCCUGGCGUGUUAGACUACACGCUCCAUACUGAAGAGCACAAAUGCAAAAAGGACACUUUACUGGGCCGAUCAAAGCAUUCGCCUGAUAAAACAUGGAAACUCAUUCGGCCCAGACCAACAAAAACCCAAUAUGCAGGACCUUAUUACAUUUGCAAAGAGGUGGCAGUGGGUAAAGACUGCCUCUAUCCCGGUCAUUGUACCUUUGCAUACUGUCAGGAGGAAUUGGACGUUUGGACACUGGAGCGAAAAGGCUUCAUCUCCCGGGAGCUUCUCUUCGAUCCUUUCGGGGCCAGCUCCACCGUGAGGUUGACGGUGCCCAAGAUUUUGCAAGAGCACCCUGAGAUAUUUGUGUUCCUGUGCGGAGUGUGUUUUGACCACAAACCCAGAAUAAUCAGCAAAACCAAUAAAAACGACCCAUCGCGUUGCUCUCACCCAGAGACAAGGCAUGACUUUGAAAAACAUAAGUGCCUGGUCCACAUUUUAAAGGAGAACACUGUGCGCUACUCCAAAAUUCGAAUGUUGAACCACCUCUGCCAACUCGACUUAUGUCGGCAUGAAGUCCGAUACGGCUGCGUGAGGGAGGACGACUGCUUUUACGCUCAUAGCCUCAUUGAGCUGAAGGUCUGGAUGAUGCAGCAGGAGUGUGGGAUCAGUCAUGAAAGUAUUGUUCAAGAGGCCACCAAAGUUUGGAAUGCAAAUGUUGCAUUGCGGGGCACCCAGUCUCCAGGCCUGAGGAGGUUUGGGCCUCCCAAUCUGAAGAUGAUGUUUGUUUGUAGCCAGUGUUGGAGAAACGGCCAACUUAGUGAAGCCGACAAGAACAAAAAGUAUUGCUCAGCCAAGGCGAGACACACGUGGGCCAAAGACAAACGUGUGGUGCUUGUAAGCUCCGUUGAAAGGAAAAAGUGGACGAUAGUUAGACCCCUUCCUACCAAAAAGCCAAUCCCAGCUCAGUUUGAGAUUUGCAUGCACAUAGCAGCCGGCAAGAAGUGCCAGUACGUCGGCAACUGCUCCUUUGCUCAUAGCACAGAGGAAAGAGACCUGUGGACCUUCAUGAAGGAAACCAACAUCGCAGACAUGGAUCAGCUUUACGAGCAGUGGCUGCUGUCUCAGAAGCCGGGCUGGGGCGAGGAGAGCGCCAGUAACUCUGUGAAGGAGAACGGCAAGCAGAUCCACAUGCCCACAGACUACGUGGAGGAACUGGAUGGCAACCACUGUUGGCUCUGCGGCAAGAACUGCAACAGCGAGAAGCAGUGGCAGCAGCACAUCACCUCGGAAAAACACAAAGACCGCGUUUUCAACUCCGAGGACGAUCAGAACCGCUGGCAGUAUCGCUUCCCGACCGGUACUUUCAAAGUCUGUGAGAGCUUCCUGGUAGGGACGUGCUUUGAGGACGACUCGUGCAAGCUGGCCCACGGUGAGCAGGAGCUCAGGGAGUGGAUGGAGCGGCGGGAAGUGCUAUUGAUGAAACUCGCCAAAGCCAGAAAAGACCACCUUAUAGCACCAAACGACAAUGACUUUGGAAAAUACAGUUUUCUCCUUAAAGACAUCAAGUAAUGACAUGAUACGCGCUAGAGUCCACACGUGAAGACAAACAGUAUUCAAACUUAAGUCCCCCGGCGGGUGGGGGAGAGGAGAUGGGAUCUCGGAGAAGCAUCCAGGAAGUAGCCUGAUCACAGCAUGAUUUUUAAAGCAGCUCCGGGUCGGCCCCGAUACCUGAGCGGCGUCUGGUUUUGCCUCGGAGCGUAACCAAGCAACACGAGCUUUGCUAUGCACCGCUCGGUAGGACAUCUGAAAUGGGCGAUGGAACCAGAGCCCCGACCAGACGCGUUCCACUCAGUUCACCUUCAGUUUCUUUUCAUAUGUUGAUGACUUUUAUGUUUGACCUUUUUACUAAUUACACGCGGACAGAGAAAGCUUAUUUGACAUUUUGUUUUAAUCCAUCAACAUCACGUAACAACUGUCUCAUAUUACCAGUAUAACCAGCACCACACCAAAUAAAGUUUUUUUUGAGUACAUAU